This is a messenger RNA of Girardinichthys multiradiatus, 13605 nucleotides long. It is a transcript of the gene kalrna, whose product is annotated as kalirin RhoGEF kinase a. The transcript has 68 exons. Gene Ontology annotation, molecular function: ATP binding; protein binding; protein kinase activity. Lineage: Eukaryota; Metazoa; Chordata; Actinopteri; Cyprinodontiformes; Goodeidae. Gene Ontology annotation, biological process: protein phosphorylation. The coding region runs from base 183 to 9239 and encodes 3018 amino acids. The record is from RefSeq and is a predicted model, not a curated record. Gene Ontology annotation, cellular component: cytoplasm.
AAUAGAAAGGAACGAAGCCAGCCCUGAAACAGCAAGCAAACCGACAGGGCGACGGAAAUAAAGAAGCCCAGAGGAGCUGAUGGAGGGAGAGGUGCACACGGAGGACAUGUGAAGAGCACAGCGGCCAGGGAUUCGCUUUCUCUGUUUCUUUAUUGGUGGAUUGUAUCGAACCGGAUUCCGGCAUGAACCCCGCAGAAGCGGCCGAGGAGGCGCCCAGCGACCCCGACACUGAUGCCUUCUACAAAACAGGUUCCCUCAGGACCGAAGGCAUAAAGGCAUCUGAUGUUUUGCCUGUGCUAAAGGAGAAAGUUGCCUUCGUGUCGGGUGGCCGCGAUAAAAGAGGAGGACCGAUUCUGACAUUUCCCGCCAGGAGCAACCACGACCGAAUAAAACAGGAGGAGCUGAGACGCCUGGUCACCUACUUGUCUACUGUCCCCAGCGAAGACGUCUGUAAACGAGGAUUUACUGUCAUCAUCGACAUGCGAGGAUCAAAGUGGGAGCUGAUCAAGCCUCUGCUGAAGACAUUGCAGGAGUAUUUCCCAGCUGAGAUCUGUGUGGCUCUCAUCAUAAAACCAGACAACUUUUGGCAGAAACAGAAGACCAACUUCGGAAGUGCAAAGUUCUCCUUCGAGACCAGCAUGGUGUCGGUGGAAGGUCUGGCCAAACUGGUGGACUCCUCACAGCUAACUGAAGACUUUGAAGGCUCUCUGGACUACAACCAUGAAGAGUGGAUAGAGCUGAGGGUGUCUCUGGAGGAGUUCAUGUCCAACGCUGUUCACCUGCUUUCUAGACUAGAGGACCUUCAGGAACUUCUGUCAAAAAAGGACUUUCCUGCAGAUGUAGAAGGAUCCCGGCAGUUAAUAGAGGAGCACACACAGCUAAAGAAAAAGGUGCUGAAGGCUCCAGUGGAGGAGUUGGACCGGGAGGGCCAACGAUUGCUCCAGUGUAUUCGAUCCAGUGAUGGAUUUUCUGGAAGGAACUGCAUCUCAGGUUCUGCUGACUUUCAGAGCCUGGUGCCUAAGGUGGCCAGUCUGCUAGAAAAGCUCCACUCCACAAGGCAGCACCUCCAUCAGAUGUGGCAUGUCAGGAAGCUGAAACUGGACCAGUGCUUCCAGCUGCGCCUCUUUGAGCAAGAUGCUGAGAAAAUGUUUGACUGGAUCAGCCACAACAAGGAGGUGUUUCUGCAGAGCCACACAGAGAUCGGUCGCAGUUACCAACAUGCUGUGGAGCUGCAGACACAACACAACCACUUCGCCAUGAACUCUAUGAAUGCCUACGUCAACAUCAAUAGAAUCAUGUCGGUUGCGAGCCGCUUAGCAGAGGCCGGUCACUAUGCUUCCACGCAAAUCAAACAGAUCUCCAGUCAGCUGGAUCAGGACUGGAAAAGUUUUGCUGCUGCACUUGAUGAACGCUCUACUAUUCUCGCCAUGUCUUCUGUCUUCCACCAGAAGGCUGAGCAGUUCCUGUCAGAGGUGGAAGCCUGGUGUAAAGUCUGCAGUGAGGGAGGCUUACCAUCCGAGAUGCAGGAGCUGGAAAUCUCCAUCCAUCGCCACCAGAGCCUGUAUGAGCAGGUGACCCAGGCCUACACUGAGGUGAGUCAGGAUGGGAAAGCUCUCUUGGAUGUCCUGCAGAGACCUCUGAGUCCAGGCAACUCUGACUCUCUGACAGCGACGGCUAAUUACUCCAAAGCGGUUCACUGCAUCCUUGAUGUGGUGCAUGAAGUUCUUCACCAUCAGAGGCGGCUGGAAAACAUUUGGCAGCAUCGAAAGGUCCGACUGCACCAGAGGCUGCAGCUGUGUGUGUUCCAGCAGGAUGUGCAGCAGGUUUUAGACUGGAUAGAAAACCACGGUGAAGCUUUCCUCAGCAAACACACAGGUGUUGGGAAAUCCCUUCAUCGAGCCAGAGCCCUGCAGAAACGGCACGAUGACUUUGAAGACGUAGCCCAGAACACAUACACUAAUGCAGACAAGCUGCUGGAGGCAGCGGAGCAGCUGGCACAGACAGGAGAAUGUGACCCUGAGGAAAUCUACAAGGCAGCCAGACACCUGGAGGUGCGGAUCCAGGACUUUGUUCGGCGGGUGGAGCACAGGAAGCUGCUGCUCGACAUGUCUGUCUCCUUCCACACACACACCAAGGAGCUGUGGUCGUGGAUGGAGGAGCUACAGAAGCAGCUUCUUGAAGAGGUGAGCUGCGACUCAGUGGACUCGGUCCAGACUCUGAUUCAACAGUUUCAGCAGCAACAGACGGCCACGCUGGAGGCGACGCUUAAUGUGAUUAAAGAAGGAGAGGAGUUAAUGCAGCAGCUCAGAGAUGCAGCCAUGUCGACCAGCAAGACUCCACACUGCAGUUCCAUCACGCACAUCCAGGGGGUGCUGCAGCAGCUGGAUGAGGCCCAGGGCCAGAUGGAGGAGCUGUUUCACGAACGCAAAAUCAAGCUGGACAUUUUUCUUCAGCUGCGCAUCUUUGAGCAGUACACACUAGAGGUGACAGCAGAGUUGGACGCCUGGAACGAGGAUCUGUCUCGUCAGCUGAAUGACACCAACCGCUCAGGCGGCAGCAGCAGUAGCAGCAGCAGCACCAACAGCUCCUCCUCAGGCGGUGCUGAGGAUAUAAACCUGGCAGAGCAGCGGCUGAAAAGGCAUGCAGAGAGGAAAGCUGCCAUGAACAACAUGAUCUAUGAAGUGAUGCAGCAGGGUCAAGACCUCCACCAGUACAUCAUGGAGGUGCAAGCGUCAGGGAUUGAAUUAACAGGAGAGAAGGACAUGGACUUGGCCUCUCAGGUGCAGGAGCUGCUUGAGUUCCUCCAUGAGAAGCAGCAGGAGGUAGACAUCAGCGCGCAGCACACACUCACACGGCUGGAGCAGACCCUGCAGCUACGCCACCUGCAGGCUGAGGUUAAACAGGUACUGGGUUGGAUCCGUAAUGGUGAGUCCAUGUUGAAUGCCAGCAUGGUAAAUGCCAGCUCUCUGUCUGAGGCCGAACAGCUGCAGAGGGAGCAUGAACAGUUCCAGAUGGCCAUAGAGUCUCUCUUCCAUGCCACCUCCCUCCAAAAGACUCAUCAGAGUGCUCUACAGGUGCAACAAAAGGCUGAGAUGAUGCUGCAGGCAGGUCACUAUGAUCCUGAGGCAAUUCGAAGCUGUGCUGAAAAGGUGGCUGUCCACUGGCAGCAGCUGAUGCUGAAGAUGGAGGACCGGCUAAAGCUGGUCAAUGCCUCUGUUGCCUUCUACAAAACGUCAGAGCAGGUGUGCAGUGUGUUAGAGAGCCUGGAGCAGGAGUAUCGCCGGGAUGAAGACUGGUGUGGCAGCCAUGACAAACUUGGGAGUUCAGUAGAGAGUGAACACCUGCUGCCUCUGAUCAGCAAGCACCUGGAGCAGAAAGAAGCCUUCCUGAAGGCGUGCACACUGGCUCGAAGGAAUGCUGAGGUGUUUCUGAAAUACAUUCACAGAAACAAUGUAAGCACACCUGGAGCUGCAGGCCACGCUAGAGGACCUGAGCAGCAAGUUAAAGCCAUUCUGAAUGAGCUGCUGCAGAGGGAGAACCGGGUACUGCACUUCUGGACGCUGAAGAAACGAAGGCUGGACCAGUGUCAGCAGUACCUGGUGUUCGAACGCAGCGCCAAACAGGCUUUGGACUGGAUCCAGGAGACAGGAGAUGUUUACCUCGCUACACAUUCAUCACCUGGGGACAGCAGUGAGGAAACACAGCAGCUGCUCAAUGACUACCAUCACUUCAGACUUUCUGCUAAGCAAACUAAGGAGAAGGUGAAGCUUCUGAUCCAGUUGGCAGACAACCUGGUGGAAAAAGGCCACGCCCAUGUGUCAGAGCUGAAGCGCUGGGUCAGCACGGUGGACCGCCGGUACAGGGACUUCUCACUUCGCAUGGCCAAAUAUCAGGAGAGCCUUGAGAGGAGCCUUGGUGUCAGCUCUGAGGGCAAUAAAGACCUGGAGCUGGACAUCAUGCCUGCGAGCUUGACAGAUGACCCUGAGGUCAAACUGCGUGAUCCAAACCAUGAGGUCAAUGAGGAGAAAAGAAAAUCGGCUAGAAAGAAAGAGUUCAUCAUGGCCGAGCUGCUGCAAACAGAGAAGACCUACGUCAGGGAUCUCCAAGAGUGUCUAGAAACCUACCUGUGGGAGAUGACAAGCGGUGAAGAGGAGAUUCCUCCAGGCAUCGCCAACAAGGAGCAGAUUAUUUUUGGCAACAUGCAGGAGAUCUAUGACUUCCACAACAAUAUUUUCCUGAAGGAGCUGGUGAACUAUGAGCAGCUUCCAGAGGAUGUGGGCCACUGCUUCGUCACCUGGGCUGAUAAGUUCCACAUUUAUGUGGACUAUUGCAAGAACAAACCCGACUCCAGUCAGCUUAUCCUGGAGCAUGCUGGCAGCUUCUUUGACGACAUUCAGCAGAGACGUGGGCUGGCAAACACUCUCAACUCCUACCUCAUCAAACCUGUCCAGAGGAUCACAAAGUACCAACUUCUGCUGAAGGAGUUGCUGUCUUGCUGUGAAGAGGGUAAAGGGGAGAUCAAAGAUGGUUUGGAGGUGAUGCUCAGUGUUCCUAAGAGAGCGAAUGAUGCCAUGCAUUUAGCCAUGCUGGAGGGGUUUGACGAGAACUUGGAGGUGCAGGGUGAGCUGAUCCUCCAGGACAGUUUCCAGGUUUGGGACCCACGCGCGCUGAUCCGUAAGGGGCGUGACCGACACCUUUUCCUGUUUGAGUUUUCAUUGGUCUUCAGCAAAGAGAUCAAAGACUCUGCAGGAAGAACCAAGUACCAAUACAAGAACAGACUACUGACAGCAGAGUUGGGGGUAACCGAGCACAUAGAGGGCGACCCAUGUAAAUUUGCUCUGUGGGCAGGAAGAACCCCCUCUUCUGAUAAUAAAACUGUGCUAAAAGCAUCCAGCAUGGAGGCCAAACAGGAAUGGAUAAAAAACAUCCGUGAGGUGAUCCAAGAGAGGAUGACUCACCUGAAGGGGGCGCUGAAGGAGCCCCUUCAUCUACCUAAAACACCAGCACUGAACAAACCUAGGAAUUACACAAAGAGGGAGGGAGGAGAAGAUGGAGACAGUCAGGGAGAUGGCAGCAGCCAACCAGAUACCAUUUCCAUUGCCUCCAGGACGUCCCAGAACACUGUGGACAGUGACAAGCUCUCUGGUGGAUGCGAGCUGACGGUGGUCCUGCGGGACUUUACAGCAGGAUGCAGCACAGAGCUGUCCGUCAGCACAGGCCAGACUGUAGAGCUGUUGGAGCGGCCCACAGAGCGACCCGGCUGGUGUCUGGUCCGGACCACCGACCGCAGCCCACCACAAGAAGGGCUGGUUCCAAGUUCAACUCUCUGUGUGUCUCACUCACGAUCCAGUGUUGAGAUGGACGGCUUCUUCAGCUCGGGGAAAGAAAACUACCAUGUCAGCAGUUCCGACAGAAAGACUGAGUCUGUAGCAAACCUGCAGCCUCAGCCGUCCCUCAACUCGCUUCAGUCGAACUCUCCAGGUCCCAAACGUUCUGGAAACCCCCUGAGAAAGUGGCUGCCGAGUUCAGGACGCAGGAUCAGCUCUAGCAAGAAACCCCCCAGUACUAAACGAGGGAAACCAGAACCUGGUUUUGGAAGAGAUGGCAGUGGAAAGGCCAAUGAACUCGGUCAGCCUGGAAGGGAGGACAUGGGAGAGAGAGUAAACAUCAAGGACGGAAACCCACUAUCCAAGCCAUCUCCCGGGAUACACAGUGGUGGGGAGGAGGAGCCAGAGCCAGAUGAUGAGCCCCACCUUCCUCUUCCUCCCCCCAUGGAGAUCAUGAAGGAUCCCUCAGCUCCAGAAGACAAGUCUUCGUCCUUGUUAACUUCUCUGCAGUCGUCCUCUGACACCCCCAGCGCUGCAGAGCUGGUUAGCGCCAUAGAGAAACUCGUUAAAACCAAGAUGACUGUGGAACCGUACCCAGGCUUCAUCGCUCCAUCUGUACCGGAACAAGAGACUUCAGCCCAGGCUCGAAACUCUGAACUGGACCAGAAAGCCAAAGCUAUGAGACACCGGACGUUUGUUCUAAACGAGCUCAUUCAGACAGAGAAGGACUACGUCAAAGACCUGGGUACUGUGGUUGAGGGCUUUAUGAAGCGGAUCGAAGAGAAGAGCGUUCCAGAGGACAUGAAGGGAAAGGAGAAAAUAGUAUUUGGAAACAUUCACCGAAUUUAUGACUGGCACAGAGACUUUUUUGUAGGAGAGCUGGAGAAAUGUGUUGAUGAAAACGAGCUCCUCCCUGAACUCUUCAUCAAACAUGAGAGAAGACUGCACAUGUACGUGGUUUACUGUCAGAACAAACCCAAAUCAGAGUACAUCGUUGCAGAAUAUGACAAAUACUUUGAUGGCAUCCAGCAGGACAUUCAGUCCAAACUGAGCAUUAGUGACUUCCUCAUCAAACCCAUCCAGAGAAUCACCAAGUACCAGCUGCUACUAAAGGACUACCUGAAGUACAGCUAUAAGGCAGGCAUAGACUGUAAACAAAUUGAGAAAGCUGUCGAGCUUAUGUCUGAGGUUCCUAAACUGUGCAAUGACAUGAUGAAUCUGGGCCGGCUUCAGGGAUACGAGGGAAAUCUGGCCAAUCAGGGCAAACUACUGCAGCAGGAAACUUUCUUCGUGACUGAGCAGGAUGCUGGUGUCCUGUCACGAUCCAAAGAACGCAGAGUCUUCCUCUUUGAGCAGAUCGUCAUCUUCAGUGAGCUGCUCAGGAAAGGCUCAUCCACACCUGGCUACCAGUUCAAAAAGAGCAUUAAGGUGACUAACCUGGGUCUAGAGGAGACUGUCGAUAACGACCCAUGCAAGUUUGUCCUGUGCUCCCGCGGCUCGUCAGAACGUUUCACUCUGCAGGCCGCCAACGUCGACAUCAAGCAGGUGUGGGUUGGGCACAUUCAGAACAUCCUGGAUGCUCAGAACGACUUCCUGUCAGCUCUGCAGUCUCCCAUCGUGUACCAGCAGGGUCAAAACAAAGAGAGCGGCUCAUCUCUGAUCAGGCGGCCCUCCUCAUCGGGGAAUAGGCCAUCUUCAUCCUCUCACAGCCGGCCGUCCUCAGCCCUCGGCUUCAGUGAUAAGGACAUGGAGAGAGGGAAGAGCCCAUUAAAAGUGUCUACCUCCAAUGGCGGCUCAUCUUGCUUUGAGCCCAGUCAUGAUGAUGGCGGUUGUAAUGGUCUUUUCUCCAACAUGCGCGUCACUCAGGACUACUCUGCACUCAAAGAGAAUGAAAUCUGCGUCAGUAGAGGAGACGUGGUCCAAGUCCUGGCCACCAAUCAGCAGAACAUGUACCUCGUUUUCCGGCCAGCUGACAGCCAAUCACCUGAUGCCGAGGGCUGGUUGCCGGGGCACGUUCUUGGCCCAUCAACAAAGCCCAUAAAAGACUCUUUCUCAACUUCCUCCUUCCCGACAGCUGUGGCAGAUGCCAACAACAUCAAGAAGUCUUUGUCAUGGAACACACUGCGUGCCAGGAAGCGUGCCGAAACCAGGGACGGGUCCUUUCUGGGUUUCAGGAGUCAAGAAAACAGCCUCCUCCGUAAACCCAAAGAUGGCACAGUCACCCCCCUCCCACUUGCCCUGCCAAGUUCCAGCCACAAGGCAAAAGACCUGCACACUUCAGAUGAGUCAGAAAGUGAGGAAGACCUUGACCCAAAGACAGGCAUGGAGCUUCUCAACCCAAACUUCAUCCAGGAAGUGGCCCCAGAAUUCCUGGUACCGCUAUCGGAUGUGGUGUGUGCUUUUGGGGAGACGGUUGUCCUCUGCUGUAAAGUCUGUGGACGACCUAAACCCUCUGUAACCGUGAAGGGCCCUGACCAAAACUUGGUGACUAGUAACAGCCGCUUCACCAUUGAUAUCAGGGAUACUGGUGACAUCUUGUUGAAAAUCUGUAAUUUGAUGCCUCAGGAUACAGGUAUCUACACCUGUGUUGCCGUUAAUGAUCAUGGCUCUGCUUCUUCCUCCGCCUCCAUUAAAGUACAAGGUAUCCCAGCAGCCCCGGGGAGACCACUGGCUCAGGAAGCGAGCAGCACAACAGUGCUAGUCCACUGGCCACCUCCAGCUUCAUCUGCUCACUGCGCCAUCACCAGUUAUGCUGUAGAGUACAGGCAGGAAGACUCAUUCCUGUGGCAGCAGGCAACCAGCUGCAGGGAGGAGUGUGUCCAGAUCGAUAAUCUUAUUCCUGGAGGUCACUAUCAAUUCAGGGUUCGAGCAUCGAACCGCUGGGGUGUUGGCCCACCAUCCCAACCUUCAAACAUGGUCACACUGGGCAGCUGCAACUCUGGGUGUGACGGAACAGGGAUUCAGUGGAAAGAAAAUUUUGAGUCAGCCUUCACUGAAAUCUGCGAGAUCGGAAGGGGUCGCUUUUCAGUCGUGAGAAAAUGUUUCAACAAAUCGACAAGGAAAGAGGUUGCAGUAAAGUAUGUGAAUAAGAAAAUGCAGAAGAAAGAGCAGGUAGCUCACGAGGCAGACAUUCUCCGGCACGUACAGAAUCACCAGCUGGUGGCACUGCUUGACACAUAUGAGUCUUCUGCCUCUCUGAUGCUCAUCCUGGAGCUACUGGAAGAUGGACGUUUGCUUGAUUACCUGGUUGCCCAUGAUGAGCUGAUGGAAGAGAAAGUGGCGUUUUUCAUCAGAGAAACUUUGGAGGCUUUACAGCACAUUCAUACCUGCAGGGUGGCACAUCUGGAUCUCAAGCCUGAGAACAUCAUGGUAGAUCUUAGAGCUCCGACUCCAUCUGUUAAGCUCAUUGACCUUGGCGAUGCCAUCCAGCUCUCUGCUAACCGCCGAUAUGUGCACCUCUUACUUGGAAACCCUGAGUUUGCAGCCCCUGAGCUCAUCCGAGGCACACCGGUCUCUGUUGCGACAGAUUUGUGGAGCGUGGGUGUGCUGGCCUAUGUGAUGCUCAGUGGUGUAUCUCCAUUUUUGGAUGAAUCACCAGAGGAAACAUGCGUAAACAUUUGCCGCUUGGACUUUUGUUUCCCAGAUGAAUACUUUCAUCAUGUGAGUCAGGCAGCCAGGGAUUUUGUGUUGUCAGUGCUGCAGGAGGAUCCUAGGAAGAGGCCUAGUGCUACUUCAUGUUUACAACACCCAUGGGUGGGCCGUGGGGGUGCUCAAGGAGGUGAGUAUUCUAAGACGCCUCUGGACAGGUCGAGGCUGGCCACGUUCAUCGACCGUAGAAGACAGUUACAUGAUGUUCGUACCAUUACCAACAUCAAAGGUUUGGUGAGCAGCAGUAUGGGCAACACACUGUGACGGAGAGAUCAAUGAACAUUUAGUCCAUCUGUGAGCGCCAACACUAAAAUGUCUUUACUAUUUACUGUCAUAUGGACAUAUGAAUGGAAAAGGUUCCUGUUUGGUCCAACAUUUAAUAUUCUUGGUUCUGUAUGGGUGUCUCUUUAUAUAUUUGCAUAAGUUAUUUAUUUCACAACCUCUUAAUUUAUUAUUUUCUGUCUUUGUUUUAAAAAUCCAUUAUAACCCAAUAAAAAUCAACUCAGCUAUGUAGAGAGAAACCAUAGAAACACACUCUGGGAUCACUAAAAAGGAGGAGUCAGAGCUUAGUUACAUUGUUAAUAUUUACACCAAGAUUUACUGGUUUUAAAUAUAGCAGAGAAGCUGAAGUUAUUUUUCAUGUAAAUUGUUCACACCUUACAGAAAACAUGAAACUUUGACAAGUCAACAAGAAUCCUCUAAGCUUUCUUCAUUAUCCCUGAUAAAGAAGUGUAAAACAAAUCCUUAAAAUAUGCAGUAGCAUAAUCUCACCCUUAAUAAUUAUAAUUUUUUAUCAUUAUGCAAAUUCCAAAUAUUCACUGGGGAAAAAGUUAGCAAUAAGAAAUAAUUGUUUUUGAGCAAAAUCACAGGUAGCACAGUUAUUGUUACCCUGCUGUUAAUAUAACCCUUUUACAACUAUUUAUUCAAAUGUUUUGGAUCAUCAAUCUUUUGAAAGUUCCAAUGAUGACCUGUUUUUACAUUACAUACUUUAAAGGCACAGACCAUCAAAUUAUUAUUAAAAAAUGUUUCAAAGAGAAAACGAUGCAUCCUAAAAAGGAUCCCAGAGUCUUUGGAAGACAACAGUAUCACAGAUCCUCCUCCUAUACUUGGUGGGCAUGAGGUGUUUCUCUAUGUACUCUAUAUUUUUUUGUUUCAGGGCAAACAAUCACUUCCUGUGUUUAUUGCCAAAAAGCUAAAUUCUUAGUUUUCAGUUUAGAAAACUCAAAAUGUUUGUAUUUGUAAAAGUAGAAUGGAAAAUGAGUGUUAUAGAAACAUGGUGCCCACAAGAAUAAUAAUGAGGAUAAUAUUCAUAUCUAAAUUGAAUAUGGGAGUCAUAGGAAGAUGCUAUUUUUUGGGGUCAUAUUUUUCCUUAAAGUAGUAAUGCAGCUAAGGUAAAAUGUAGAACUGUUAACAAAUCUGAUCCCUAGCAGCUCUGUUAUUGGUUUGCAAUACAUGUCCAUCAGAAUACAGUGUACUGUUGCUCCAGGGCACACAGAAGGCACUGAGUUCUGGAGCCAGCUCACUCUGUAUGCUGUGGUACAGAGCUGGGCUUAGUGCUGAUUUUUUUUAUCCACCCUGCUGUGAUGAGAAUGGAAAGCACUUCUUAUUAUCAAACAUUAUUUUUGGAGAAGGAUUUGUAGGAUUUGUUUAGAUUAAUUGAAAAAAUGGAACGAUGCAGUACUUUACAUCAGCUUAAAAUAGUUGUUCUGGUUCUUUCAGUAAGCAGAGUGGAUGAAGCUCUUAACUAAGAGUCAGUCCCAGCCUAAUGCACCCAGGUUUUCUUUAACAUGCAUUUAAGGGUAGUUUUAUUUGUGUAUAAAUAAUUAGAUCUGGGAAGGACUGGGAAGCAAUGUUAUUUUUCUGUUGGAUGGUACAGCACCUGGACGUUUUGCGGCAGUCUCUUUUCAGUGUUAAAGACUUAAAAUCAGGUUUUCACAAAAUCACCAAUGUAACAUAUAAAUUUAUUUUGUUAGAAUUAUUUAAACUUAACUGAAGACAGGUCCAGCAGAAAUGCAUGGUGUGUUUUAAUAGAAUAUGGUGUUAUCCAUGAUAUGAUAAAAACUACACACAACUACAGGUUGCAAACAGUUAGAUUAACAGUAGAUUGUUUUUGUACUCCUGUAUAGGCUUCUGUUGGACAGUACCUUCAAGUGUAGUUAUGAAUGUGAAGAUUUUGUUUUGUUUGGCACUGUGCAAAGAUAAAAAAAAGAUCAUUUGUUUUCCCUUAUAUUCAGCAGCUAGAGUUUAUACAGGACCAUUGGAUCAAAUGGAAGAAUAGGAAGAGUGCCUCCUCACGUCAUGCUGCUGUUUAUAAAGAUACUUUUUGUGUAGAAUUGUGGCAUGUAGUUUACAGAACAGCAGAACUGCCAGCAAUUGUCUCCAUAUAAAACCACCUGGGAUGGGUUUAAAAUCAGGUUAUAAAUGUAUUUGUUUUCAGGAAAGUCAAACUUAAAUCACUGGUACAAAAACGAGAUCCAUUUUCACAGCUAUUGGGUCAAACAUCUCCAGCCUCUACCGGCCACUGUUGCAAAAGUCCUGCCUGUUUUGUGGUGAUGUCACUGCUUGGCUGAUUUUUAAGGCGGAUGUUUACUGUUCUGUUCCAAGUUAAUAAUGAAUGUAUUUCUUAGAGAAUGUGUUCUGUAAGUAUUGUGUCGUCAUAGACCACUGUCCAUAUAUCACGAGUACCUUAGGAAGCAUUCAGUGUACUGCAGUAGAAAGCCUUUAUUUCCAAGCAGAUGACUCAGUUGUACAGUAGUAAGCAACAGAAAGUUUUAUUGAUGUCAACAUCCACUAAAAUGUGUGUGUGUUCUGUGUUCAUGAGUGCAGCUGUAAAAAGAAAUGUUCAGGUUUGGACAAUGCUGGUGGAUUUCAGUCAGAUCUGUUUAGCGCUGUUACUCAUACAGUAGACCAUUUACACACACUUCAUCAUAUUCAAUGGGAAACAGCAGCUUUGAUUGUUUGGUAGUAAAAUGUGAAACAGUAUAUGUGAGAUUCUCCCUUCUUUGAGUUACUGCCCAUAAACACCCAAUAAUAAUAAAAGCUGCAAGCAGUAACACUGGAUACUAACACCUACAGAUGAUUUAAAGGGUGCCCAUGGUCAAGGAACAUUGUCAGUAAGAACAGUCAUAGUAAAAAACCAAAGCAACCCUCUGUCACUACCAGCACUUUCAUGCAUGAAGGAUCUGGCUUUUAAAAGUGUAGCGUCGAUAUAAUACAUUAAACUAUAUAAAUAAAUAAAAAAGAAAUUAGAUUCUUAAUUUGUCAAAAAUCCAUCUGAAGAAUAAAUUCUGUCCUUCCAACUAAACAAAUUACAACACAGUUUUAAAAAAGGCAAGCAGAUUCUGUGUAUUACUCAGAUUAAGAUUUCUUUAACAUAAAAAUAAUUACACUUAAAUACAUUAUUGUAAGAAAAACUGGGAACAAGAAAGUAACACAAUAAAAGAUUAUAUUAAUUAUUCAUCAAACUUAUGUCUGCUUCCAGAUUAUUUAAGUGAAAAUACACUCAGUCAAAUAUGAAAUAAAAAUGAAAAGUUAAUUUUACUCCAGACACAACAGAUGACCUGUUUUAUGAAACUGAACAUUCAAAAUAUAAUCUGAGCUGGUUAAAGUCUGACAUUUAUCAACCAUUUUUUGGUGUCUCAAAAGUUUAAAGGAAGGGCUUGUGGCCUAAUUAUGGGAAGAAUUAUCUGCCGUUAAAAGGUGAUGGAUUCAAAGUUUCAAUAUUAUCUUUGAUUUCUCAGCUUCUCACAUCAGCAAGAGCAGUUCUUUCUCCCAAAAGAUCAAUUUCAAGGGGUAAUUUGUUUUUAACAUCUUAACAUGCUCAUAAUUACUUAAACUCUUAUAACUGAUGGAAUAAAACAAGCAGAAAAAGUUUCAUAUAAAGGAACUUCAGGCAGAACCGAGCCAAUGUAGCUGCCAUCAACACUGCUUGCUGUUUUCAAUGCCUUUAUCUCAUCAAAGUGCAUUUAACAUCCAAUAAGAAAGAAGAAUGUUGCCUUAUCAGCAGGUAGGCUUGAACACUUGAAGGUCACUGAAGUAGGACUACAAGGAGAAAUGAUGAGAUGGGGAAAAGAUUUGACUUGUUUUCCCUGAAAUGACAAAGUGUUGGAUCUAUGGUUCUGGUAGUUUCCUGCAAAAUUCAAUGCAUUCAUCUGCUCUAAAAGAGCUUGGGCCCUUCCUCUAGCAUAUCUUAGCACUCAGGGUCUUGAUGAGGUAAAAGGUAAAUCCAUUCUAGAGUAUUUUAGUAAUGUUCAAUAAUCAAUGAAGUUCAAGUUGUUUGCCGGUUACAUAUUUGCGUAAAUCACAAGACAACCGAGUCCCUGCUCUGGACUUUUCACUUUCAGUCCUUUUAUUAUUGGAUAUGAGAAAGCCUGUUGAAUAAACCUCAGGUUAUCUUCUUUAGCAAACUGAACUAGUGACGAAUCCACAAUCCACAAUGCAUCUUUCAUAACUUGUUAAGCCAUGCUGUGCUGUCAAACCUUGUAAAAUACUGUUUAUGCUGAGCUUCAUAGAGAACAUGCUGAUGCUUCGUGCAGCUGUGCAACGCAGUACACAUCUGUACAGGUUUCCUGCUCCAAACAACCUGUUGGUUUGUUACUCUUUCCAAAUAAACGACCUGCCUAUUUGUAUA